GAUGAUAGUCCUCCGCAUUCCGUAGUUGAUACGAUAUCUCAACACCAUCGUAAGUUGUCAAGGUUUCCAACUAUAACUAUCCCUAACUUACUUUUGUAGCCCAUUGUAACCUUCAAGUGCCUGGCGAUGCGCCUUUCGAACCGAAAUCCUCACCUGGAAAAGGAUGGGGCGUCUUUGCCACUAGAUAAAUUAACCAAGGAGCCAUAAUCUUGAGAGAAAAGUCACUUUUCGUCGUCCGAACACCGCACGAACGGAUCGUAGAAGAUGGAGGGCAUUUCAACCUUUGACACCCAACUCGAAACCACAAUUCCUGCAGCUCUGCGACAAUGCUCGUGCACCCUUCACGCAUAUGACAGCAGGCUUUGACGAGAACUCCUUCGUCAUUUCAAAUGGGCCGCAGGUCAACAGAUCUCCAGGACAUGGCCUAUUCCUCCUUCUCUCGCGCUUCAACCGCUCUUGUGUGCCAAACUCCAAGAUUAUAAUUACCGAUGGUGAAAACAGUGCAAGUUUGCGACUUAAGGACAUCAUCAGUAGCGAAGAGAUCACUUUAUAUGAUAAUACAGAUUUUAAAGGCAGGAAUAGAGACGAGCGCCAUCACGCGCUGCGUUUCAUAUGCGAUUACAAAGCGUGUCCGUCAGGCACUCAUUUCCAACAAGUCAGUGAUAUGCGACGGCCAUUCCUUCGAGGCUACAGUACUUUACGCUUUGAUGUAGAUUUGAACGGAGAGAAACAGGAUUGUCCCUCACCGAUUAUCAUCGACUCUCAAUUGAAUAGCCAUAAAGUACCAAGCAAAAAAUUAAAUGAAGAUCAAAAUGAAGUACCGGUAUGGAAUCAUAUUGACAACGGGAAUAUAAAAAAAUAGAAAACGAGGGAUAAAAAGAGCCGGUAGUCGAGCCUAGGUCGACAGUCAGAUAGCGCCUGAACCGCAGCGACAACCAAAGCUGAAGACGACUCAAUGCCUGCCCUGGUGGUUGUUCACGGGAGAGGCGGCAUGGGUGGGUAUUACUUAGGUAUUGACGGUUUUCCCGGUCUGAGGAAUAAAGCUACGGGCUAUAACU
This is a messenger RNA of Eremomyces bilateralis CBS 781.70, 1058 nucleotides long. RefSeq lists its product as uncharacterized. NCBI's taxonomy places the organism in Eukaryota, Fungi, Ascomycota, Dothideomycetes, Eremomycetales, Eremomycetaceae. The transcript has a single exon. The record is from RefSeq and is a predicted model, not a curated record. Bases 350 to 862 code for a protein of 170 amino acids.